AUGGACAUAAUUCAUCAAAAAACAUCCCUUUCUCAAAAUGGAAAUAUAAACAAUGCAUACAGUAUUACUAGCUAUGAUAAUGAUCGUCAAUUAAGAGACAAAGAAAAUGCAAAUCCUCCUGAAGUUGUUGUGAUGAACCGUAGCCUAUGGAGAAGAUUCCGUGAUUUAUUUAAGAGUGGUAUGAUUAUCUAUUUCGUAGAAUUAAAUAAUGAACUCAUGGUGGUACGUUACGUUGAUGCUUGGUUUGUCUGCUGUACCUGUGUUUAUAAUUGUGGUUUGACAACGAUUGAUUUUGCGCGUUUGUCACGUGCAUCACAAAUAUUUCGUAUGUUUGUCACACUUUGUAGCGGUAUUACAAUCACGACGUUACCAGCAUUGAUUAUCAAAACACGAACACAUAAAUCAACAGUGGGCAUCAAAGUAGAUGAUGAUUAUGAAGAUGACGAUGAUAACGGAUUACCUACGACAAACUUAAAUCGAGAUACUGCUACGAAAAGAAAAUUAAAAUCUCUACUAACAGCAGAUCAAUUACGAUAUCGAGCGUAUAUGACAACAAUUUUUCUGAUACUGACAACAUGCUUUA
Messenger RNA from Didymodactylos carnosus, 583 nucleotides. The record is from the annotation of a GenBank genome assembly. NCBI's taxonomy places the organism in Eukaryota, Metazoa, Rotifera, Eurotatoria, Philodinida, Philodinidae.